Arxiozyma heterogenica is the source of this 1296-nucleotide messenger RNA. Its product is annotated as endoplasmic reticulum-Golgi intermediate compartment family protein. The coding region runs from base 1 to 1296 and encodes 431 amino acids. The record is from RefSeq and is a predicted model, not a curated record. Gene Ontology annotation, cellular component: COPII-coated ER to Golgi transport vesicle; endoplasmic reticulum; Golgi membrane. Gene Ontology annotation, biological process: retrograde vesicle-mediated transport, Golgi to endoplasmic reticulum; endoplasmic reticulum to Golgi vesicle-mediated transport. The transcript has a single exon. Lineage: Eukaryota; Fungi; Ascomycota; Saccharomycetes; Saccharomycetales; Saccharomycetaceae.
AUGGCGUUGGUAUCGAAAUCCAGAUUAAUUUCAAUAGAUGCAUUCUAUAAGGCACAGGAUGAUGUUAGAAUUAGAACUAAGACAGGGGCAUGGAUGACUAUCUCCUGUCUUUUUGUUACUUUCCUACUACUGUUAAACGAAUGGAUCCAAUUCAAAUCAAUAAUAGUUAAACCAGAAUUGGUCAUUGAUCGUGAAAGACAAUUGCCUCUAGACUUCUCAAUUGAUAUUGUUUUCCCAAAUAUACCUUGUGACAUAUUGACUUUUGAUAUAAUGGAUGACAUGGGUAACCUUCUCAUUUUUAAUGACAACCCAGAUUCUCAGUUUGUUAAAUAUCGUAUAAACAACAUUGGUCAGGAAUUGGGGGAAUAUAAACCUGUCUUGGCCGAGUCCUCUUCUAUCAGUGAUAACAAUAACAAGGACAAGUCUGCAUACUGUGGUUCUUGUUAUGGUGCCAUUGACCAGUCUGCUAACUCUCAAAAGAGUGAUCCUAACGAAUACAUCUGUUGUCAAACGUGUUUUGAGGUUCAAAGGGCAUAUAUAUCGGCAGGUUGGGCAUUCUUUGAUGGUAAAAAUAUUGAACAGUGUGAAAGAGAAGGUUAUGUCUCGUCUUUACAUAAACAUUUAAAUGAAGGUUGUCGUUUGAAAGGUGACUCCAAAUUGAAACGUAUCAAUGGUAAUAUCCAUUUUGCUCCAGGUUAUUCUUUCCAAAGCCUUAACGGUCAUUUCCAUGACACUUCUUUAUACGACAGACUGAAUAAUAUCAAUUUGAAUUUUAACCACAUCAUUAAUCAUUUAAGUUUUGGUCCACAAAUCGCAAACAUCAAUAAUAAUAACCAAGAGCACUCAUUCUUAGUCCAAAAUGAUAAUCAUAACAUUCUAUCUGUCGCAACAUCGUCAUUGGAUGGCAAUCAAGUGUUACCAGAUUACAAUUCUCAUAAUUAUCAGUUCAAUUAUUUUAUUAAAAUUGUUCCAACAAGAUAUGAAUAUAAAUAUCACACAAAAAAAAUCAUUGAGACUGCACAAUUCUCUUCAUCUUUCCAUUCUAAGCCUGUUACCGGUGGCAUUGAUUCAAAUGAUCCCUCUAUAACUCAUCAACGUGGUGGUACACCAGGUGUUUAUUUUAACAUCGAAAUGUCCCCUUUGAAAGUUAUUCAAAGAGAACAACAUAAAAUAUCUUGGUCUGGGUUUUUCUUAAACUGUAUUACCAGUAUUGGUGGAGUCUUAGCAGUUGGAACUGUGUUUGAUAAAAUCAUAUAUAGGGUACAAAGAAGUUAUUCAACUUAUAAAAAUAAAUAA